This is a messenger RNA of Chionomys nivalis (European snow vole), 1419 nucleotides long. RefSeq names its product BUD13 homolog. Gene Ontology annotation, molecular function: RNA binding. Gene Ontology annotation, biological process: mRNA splicing, via spliceosome. The record is from RefSeq and is a predicted model, not a curated record. The transcript has a single exon. Gene Ontology annotation, cellular component: U2-type spliceosomal complex; RES complex. Lineage: Eukaryota; Metazoa; Chordata; Mammalia; Rodentia; Cricetidae.
AUGGUGGAAGCUCCACCGCUCUCCAAGGCUGAAUAUCUGAAGCGUUACUUGUCUGGGGCAGAUGCCGGCCAGGAAGGAGGUUCAGAGUCCCUUCGGAAGAGGUACAAAAAAGGACCAAAGCCGGGAGGCACCACUGGCAAGGAAUUGCGGAUUGUUGAUGAUGAUGUGGGCUGGGCAGCUAUCUCUACUGCUAAGCCGGAAAAGGAGGAGGAAGAAGAUGGAGAUUUGCCUGUGGUGGCUGAGUUUGUGGAUGAGCGUCCAGAAGAGGUAAAGCAGAUGGAGGCCUUCUGCUCCAGUGCCAAAUGGAAGCUCCUGGAAGACCACAGUGGAAAUGGACAUUUCCAUCAUGAUGAACGAGAUCCAUCUUCUCCUAGGAGGUCCCGUCAUGACACCCCAAAUCCAUCUCCUCCCAGGAGGGUCCGUCAUGACUCCCCAGAUUUGGAGCUGCCCAGAACUAAGAGUAGUAAAGCUGCGUCCUCUAGCAAGACUGUACUUCAGAGGGGGCUGGGUCCCUCUCACUUGUCACUCUCCAAGGUCAGCAAGUGUGGGCAGGACUCAGAUGACCUUUCUCAGUGGAAAUGGCAGCUUGAUCCUCAAGGUGUCUGCCAAAAAGCCUCUGAUUCAGACCUUUGUCCUCCAUGUCAAAAACAAAAUCCAGGACACCAGGAUUCUGACUCAGAUCUGUCACUGCCACAGAAGAGACAGAGGCGCUGGAGCUCUGACUCUGACCUCUCUCCACCCCAGAGGAGACAGAGGACCAAAUCUUCUGAUUCGGAUCUCUCUCCUCCUCGAAGGAGUCCCCGUCCUGGGAGGAAGACUGCACGCAUGUAUUCUGGAGCAAAAACUGGGCUGGUGCCCGAUGUCCAGCGGGAGCAGCAGGAACUCCAGAAACAGGACUGAGACACCACAGCCCUUGCAGCUCAGUUUGAAUUCGCUGAAACUGUAUUUCGAGACAAGUCUGGUCUGAAGAGGAAUUUGAAGCUGGAAUGCCUGGAGCAGAGGAGAAAAGCAGAGAAGGACUCAGAACGAGAUGAGCUCUAUGCCCAGUGGGGCAAAGGGCUUGCUCAGAGCCGGCAACAGCAGCAGAAUGUAGAAGAUGCCAUGAAGGAGAUGCAGAAGCCUCUGGCCCGCUAUAUUGAUGAUGAAGAUCUGGAUCAGAUGCUGAGAGAACAAGAAAGAGAGGGGGACCCAAUGGCCAACUUCAUUAAGAAGAAUAAGGCUGAGGAGAACAAGCACAAGAAAGCCAGGCCUCACUAUAAUGGUCCUGCCCCUCCUCCCAAUAGAUUCAGUAUCUGGCCUGGCUACCGCUGGGAUGGAGUGGACAGAUCCAAUGGCUUCGAACAGAAGCGCUUUGCCAGGCUCGCCAGCAAGAAGGCUGUGGAAGAGCUUGCCUACAAGUGGAGUGUGGAGGACAUGUAG